Messenger RNA from Urocitellus parryii (Arctic ground squirrel), 3668 nucleotides. It is a transcript of the gene Chrna10, whose product is annotated as cholinergic receptor nicotinic alpha 10 subunit. Gene Ontology annotation, molecular function: acetylcholine-gated monoatomic cation-selective channel activity; transmembrane signaling receptor activity. Gene Ontology annotation, cellular component: postsynaptic membrane. Lineage: Eukaryota; Metazoa; Chordata; Mammalia; Rodentia; Sciuridae. Gene Ontology annotation, biological process: monoatomic ion transmembrane transport. The record is from RefSeq and is a predicted model, not a curated record.
CUCUCUCUCCCCACUCUCUCUUUAAAAAAAAAAAAAAAGAUUUUUUUGUUCUUUAUUAAGUUGAGGAAGUUCCUCUUUGUUCUGAGUUUGCUGAGAGUUUUUAGAAUGAAAGGGUGUUGGGUAUUGUGAGCACUUGCAUUUUGAAAUGAUAUGAAACACAUGCAACAUCCAGAGGGAGAUUGGGAGGGUGGAUGGAUAUAGGGAUCAUGUAGGAGAGAGGACUGUGCUGGAGAAAGCAAGGAAUUGACAUAUCUACAAUGUUUGAGUCUAGGCCAUGAAUGUGAUUGCCAGAAAAGUAUUUAUAGCCGUUGGUCAGUUAAUGGGCCAACUUUGACAAAAGCAUGUAAAACUGCAUGGUAAAUACCUGUGAAUUUUAAGUGUAUGAUCCUGAAGCWGUCCUAACUCACACCUUAUAACGAAUACUAUUGGUUGUCUACUACCUUAGGCACUUACCUUGUACUCUCUGGUUAUUACAUUUAAUUCUUCAGCUUUCAAGGUGAGUACCAGUAAUCCCAUUAUCUAGAUUGAGAAAACUGAUACUCAGAGUUUCAAUAUCACCCAGAUCAGACAGCUCAUAAAGCUGAGCUGAAAGGCUAAACUUUCCCUCUAACCCCACACUGUCAGUGUUUGGACAUUGUCGGGGAGGAAGGGGACGAAGUCAGACUGCAGGGACUCUGUGAAGAGGAUAUGGGCUGCAUCUCCUGCUCUGCAUCCCCUGGCAUGGCCUAAGGCUCAGCAUGACUCCCACCAGGAGGGGAAAGAUUUCAUGGCACAAAGCACCUAGCCUCACUGGGAGGAAAGCUGCAGGUGGAAAGCAAGAAUUCAGGCAAUGGUUUCAGAGCUGGGAGAACAAUUGCCGUCCAUGGGCCCUGGCCUCACACACCCUUAAGACUAUGGCUUAUGACAACCUUAGAAUGUACUCAGUCCUAGGAUGGACUGAGCCUGAGUGCUGCUUUACAGAAUUUGAAUAAUUUAGGUCCCAACAGCCUGAGGUGUCAGUUUCAAUUGCUGUUUCCAUGGGCACAGAUGCCCCAACCGUGUAAGCUAAUAAAAAGGGCAAGGAGGGAGGGGCCACUAUCCUAUGCCUCAGAACCCUUUGGGUGAUAACAUUCCUACUCCUGGUUCUACUGGAAGAUCAACAAACUCACCUAGAGUUCAGGUGCAAAGAACAGAGGACAGAAGUCAGGGGAGAGUGAAACAAAAGGAGAAAGGGAGAGAGGAAAGGGGCAGAGAAAGAGCAGAGUCAGGGAGGCAGAGGGACCAAGAUGGUUACAGAAGAAAAGGAAAUUGAGAGAUUAGAAGUAAAUGGUUACAGAGCAUAGAAAGAGAGAGAGACUUAAGGCCAGAAGAGGUAAGAACCAGCAAAGAAGGAAAAAACAGGUGCCAGGGGCCACAUACUAACAUAGUAGGGCAGGUACGAAUCAGAAGGUCAGAUAACUAAAAGGGCCACAGAGCUCCCCAGAGGGUAGGUGGACAUAAGAGUUCUCAGUCUUUUUCUGAUUUUCAGGUACUGUCCACACCAUUCUUGCUGGCUGGGCCUGAUGCUGUCCUAGGUCUGGUUAGUGACCUGCCCCACCUCUGGCUAUAACAGGGCCAUGGAGACCUGGAGUCACCACCUCUGCCUGGGCCUUCUGCUCCUGCUCCUGCUCUCGGCAGAGUGCUUGGGAGCUGAGGGCAGGCUGGCUCACAAGCUGUUCMGUGACCUCUUCGCCAACUACACAAGUGCCCUCAGACCUGUGGCAGACACAGACCAGACUCUGAAUGUGACCUUGGAAGUGACAUUGUCCCAGAUCAUCGAUAUGGAUGAACGGAACCAGGUGCUGACCCUGUACCUGUGGAUCCGGCAGGAAUGGACGGAUGCCUACCUACGAUGGGACCCCAAUACCUAUGGUGGCCUGGAUUCCAUCCGCAUCCCCAGUAGUCUUGUGUGGCGUCCAGACAUCGUGCUCUAUAACAAGGCUGACGCGCAACCAUCGGCAUCCGCCAGCACGAAUGUGGUUGUGCGGCAUGAUGGCGCAGUGCGCUGGGAUGCCCCCGCCAUCACACGCAGCUCAUGCCGCGUAGACGUGUCAGCCUUCCCAUUCGACGCUCAGCGCUGUGGACUGACGUUCGGCUCAUGGACACAUGGUGGGCAUCAGCUGGAUGUGCGGCCUCGUGGCGCCGCCGCCAGCCUGGCUGACUUCGUGGAAAACGUGGAGUGGCAUGUGCUGGGCAUGCCAGCGCGGCGGCGUGUGCUCACCUAUGGCUGUUGCUCAGAGCCCUACCCCGAUGUGACCUUCACGCUGCUGCUGCGCCGCCGUGCCGCCGCCUAUGUGUGCAACCUCCUGCUUCCCUGCGUGCUCAUCUCGCUGCUUGCGCCACUCGCCUUCCACCUACCAGCUGAUUCGGGAGAGAAGGUGUCACUCGGGGUCACCGUGCUGCUGGCGCUCACCGUCUUCCAGCUGCUCCUGGCUGAGAGUAUGCCGCCAGCCGAGAGCGUGCCACUUAUCGGGAAGUACUACAUGGCCACUAUGACCAUGGUCACAUUCUCGACAGCACUUACCAUCCUUAUCAUGAAUCUGCAUUACUGUGGUCCCAGUGCCCGCCCAGUACCAGCCUGGGCUAGGGUCCUCCUGCUAGGACACCUGGCAAGGGGCCUGUGUGUGCGAGAACGAGGGGAACCCUGUGGACAGCCCAGGCCACCGGAGCCAGUCCCCAGCCCCCAGCCGCCUGCUGGCCCCCCAGCAGGGCCUUGCCAUGAGCCACAUUGUCUGUGUAGGCAGGAAGCCCUAUUACACCAUGUAUCCACCAUUGCCAGCACCUUCCGCAGCCACAGGGCUGCCCAGCGCCGCCGUGAAGACUGGAAGCGCCUGGCACGUGUGAUGGACCGCUUCUUCCUGGGAAUCUUCUUUUCCAUGGCCCUAGUCAUGAGUCUUCUGGUGCUGGUACAGGCCCUGUGAGGAGCUGGGACUGGGUCCCAGAAAGCAUCCAUAGCCACAGCAGCCACAGGAUGGAUGGCAAAAGCCAGGUGGUUGUUGAUCCUCAAAUAAUCCAGCCUCUCCUUACCGCUGCUAAGAGCCUGGGAAACCCUCUCUUCAGAAUCAGUACUGCUAAUUUCACAAUCUACAAGGAACCCUUGUUGUGUCCAUGCCCUGACUAAGGGGGAUCCAGAUCCUAACACUGCCCUAAUUCCUAAAGAAGAACUCCAGGAAGGAUCAAGAUUGAAGUAUAAACUUGGACAGAACUGAAUGACCAUGCUCAGAGUUAGAGCUCUUAGUGGGGAAAGAGCAGGUGAUUACAUAAGAAACAGCAGCAGGGUAUGGUGGUGCACCCCUGUAAUCCCAGCAGCUCAGGAGGCUAAGGAAGGAGGAUCACACAAGUUUGAGGUCCACCUCAGCAAUUAGCGAGACCCUGUCUCAAAAAUUAAAAAAGGACUGGGAAUGUAGCUCAGUGUUAAAAUGCCCUGGGUUCAAUCCCCAGCUCAGGAAGGAAGGAAGAAGGAAGAGAAGGAAGAAAGUUACUGCAUUUCCUGUCUUUAUAGGCAGCUGCUGCUUUGGAAACAUGGUCGGUCUUGCCUAUYACUAUCUAGGGCUCAGGGAAAACAAUUCGUUGUCUGCUUUCCAGAGCAAGAAGUGAAACAGACAUCUGUUCCCAAAGCCUUAACCUAUAAUAAAGUGUGUGCCUAGUAU